AUGACCAUCACGGACGUCACCGAGCCGCUAGGCUUCGAGCCCCGCGACCACGGUCUCGUACCUCGCCGUGCCCACGACGCCGCCUUUGCCGAUGGCAAGCUGACCUUCACCUCCCGGCGUGGCACCGAGUCCGUCCGCCCGGAAGAAGUCGUCUUCAUCAUCCCUGCCCACAAAGAUCUCGCCUCGAGCCCCAUCAUCUGCGCUCUCCGAGAGGACCCCGAGUCCAAGGAUUUCCCUUAUCAGCUUGACAUUCUUGUCGUCGACGGCCAAGUACCUACCGAUCUCACCGACGGCCUCUUGCUCUCACGCUUCCCGGAGCAUCUCAGCCCCAAGCCCGGCAGCCAUGAGGUGCACUUUGUUGUAUCCACCAAGUCCGGCCUGGGCUAUGCGCCAAAGCUUUGGGAGGGUGUCGUCCAGCCCUUGGUCCUCCUCGCUGGUCAAAAGUUGCCCGGAGGCCGGCCGUCGGCUUUUGCUCCAGGGCCAACUACCCAGGAUGCCGAUGACGACAAGCCCAGGUACAGUCUCUUGGUAACUGAGGACGCAGACAGCGUCCGCCGCUUUGCGAAAGAGAGGUGGGCCGCAAGACCACAAACCGCAUCGAACGGUGCCUCCCCUGCCAAGACCGAGACCAUUGUCCUCCUGAGUGGUGACGGAGGCAUCGUUGACCUCCUCAACGGAUGCGAGGAGACGGAUUCCGUAACCGUUCUGCCGACCCUCGCCCUCCUGCCGCUGGGCACCGGAAACGCCGCCUUUCACUCUCUCCACAAGCCCCUGUACGCCGAGACCGGCCCAUCGCCCGUGGUCCUCGGCCUGCGCACUCUCUUCUUCGGCGUCCCGGCCCCGCUUCCCGCCUUCCGCGCCUCCUUCUCCCCGGGUUCCAAGUUGGUCUCCUACACGGCGGACCCGGGCGCCCACGGCCCCGAGCAUGUGUCCCGCCACGACACGAGCGUCGACCACCUCUUUGGCGCCGUCGUCGCCAGCUACGGCUUCCACGCGCAGCUCGUCUGGGAGAGCGACACGCCCGAGUACCGCAAGCACGGCGACAAGCGGUUCGGCAUGGUGGCCCAGGAGCUGCUCAAGGAGAGCCACGCAUACGCCGCCAAGGUGGAGGUGCGUGGUCCAGAUGGCGGCACGCGUCCCGUUGCACGGGGAAAGUUCGCCUACGCCCUCGCGGCGUUAGUAUCGAACCUAGAGAAGACGUUCACCAUCUCCCCCGGCAGCGGGCCGCUGCAGGGCCGGCUGAAGCUCGUGCACUUCGGCGCUGUCGGCGGCGAGAAGACGAUGGAGAUCAUGAUGGCGGCCUACAACCAGGGCUCCCACGUGGGCAUGCGGUGGGCCGACGAGGAGGGGAGGGAGGAUUACCUCGGGUACGAGGACGCCGAGGAGCUGCGUGUGACGACUGGGGAGGCCGACCCCCGGUGGAGGAAGGUCUGCGUCGACGGGACCAUUGUGGAGAUUCCCGAGAGCGGGUGGAUGGCCGUUUCCAAACUGAAGAGGCCGUUGUUCAACAUCCUUGCCGACCGAUCGAUCUUGUAG
This is a messenger RNA of Colletotrichum graminicola M1.001, 1536 nucleotides long. RefSeq names its product diacylglycerol kinase catalytic domain-containing protein. The record is from RefSeq and is a predicted model, not a curated record. Gene Ontology annotation, biological process: sphingosine biosynthetic process. The transcript has a single exon. Gene Ontology annotation, cellular component: intracellular membrane-bounded organelle; cytoplasm; membrane. NCBI's taxonomy places the organism in Eukaryota, Fungi, Ascomycota, Sordariomycetes, Glomerellales, Glomerellaceae. Bases 1 to 1536 code for a protein of 511 amino acids.